AUGGCGCUAUGGAACAAAGUGUUGUCAGGUUUUGAUAAAGAAGAAGAGACUGUGAAUUUUGGUACACGAACGGUCGCGGAAAAUAAUGGUUCGUUGUAUGAAAUUUCUACAAUUGCCACGAUACAAUCUGACGGAAAGGUAGAAACAGAGCCAAGUGUUUUGGCAUCUGUGCAAUAUUCAAGGGUUUGCGUGGUAAUUGAUAAAUCAAUUACCAUAUUUGAGAAUGAAACAUGCAAGGAAAUAUUACUAAGUGUCAGUUUUGGAUUAUUGAUAUCCUGUUACUAUAUCUCUGACAAUGGUACAUAUCUAUUUGUUGUAUUGUCAAAUGGAGUUUUGUAUUGCCUUAAUCUGUUAUCUAAAGGGCAAAUCAUCUUUACAAAAAAUAUUACAAAAAACAGAGAUCCCAUAGUAACAAUAUUUUUGCAAAAUGAAUGUGAUCAAUAUAUUAAUAUAUAUCUUGUUGCAAGAAGUGGGACCAUUUACAGAGUUUCAAAAUUCAAUUUAAACCUGAUUGAAGUUGCUAUUUUAAAUGACACCAAUGUAACAAUAAAAGAAGUUAUAGAACAAAUUGAAUGUACAGAGUUGUUCAAAGGUUUUUCCAAUAAUGAGGUAAUAUAUGCUGCUGUAGGUAUCGUAAGCAAGGAGAUAUCAGUAGCUAUGUUAUGUUCAAAUAUGUUAUUUAUGUGGCCCAAUGAACAAUAUAAUAAUUUUAGUACUGUGAAUUACAAUUAUACCAAAGUAAAAUUCUUUAAAAAUCACAUGGCAAUGCUAUGCUUAUGUAUAGACAACACAUUAAAUAUAGUAUGCCCUAGAACUUUACUUGGUUUGAAAGUGUAUCAUAAACCAGUAUCAGACUUUGUGAUAAUUGAAAAUACUGAUAGUAGCUCGUGUCUAAUUCUUAUUUUGACAGUAAAUGAUGAUCAGUACAAUAAAUACACAUUACGUGUCCUUUCAUUCCCAGAUUUCGAACUAAAAUUUCAAAUAAAUGUACCUAUCACAACAUACCUUGUGGAAAUCAUGGAUCCCCGGGACGAAAUAAUAUUAUUCUUGGAAGGCAUUAAUAACUUUCAGAAUGAUACUAAAUACAUAGACACAAUUAGAAUAAAAGCUGUAUCAGAAAGUCUUCCAGAAUAUCAAUUCCAACGUUUAAUAAGAAGGGAGCAGUUUAACAGAGCUGAGGUUUUUGCGAGAAAUUUUAAUUUGUCCAUGGAACCUAUCUACUGUGCAAAAGCAUCAUUACUUAUAUCUCAACUUGGUCCUUGGGCAAAGAAAGGCUAUAAUUUAAUUCAAUUAAAUGAGCUUCUGAGUCUAUUUGAUAAAAUACAAAAUGUGCAAUAUGUAGUAGAAUGUUGUAGCAAGGCUCUUAUACCGCAGCAUAAGCAGAUGAGGCAAAUUUAUUUAUAUGCACGGACAAGAAUAACAGAGGACACUACAAACACGAAAACUGAUAACCAUCUGAACCUACUGUGUUUGAUUAACAAUACACUGCACAAAUUAGAAACAUUUCACUUGAUUUGGGGACAUCAAAAAGAUUUUGAUUAUUACGACGAUGAUACUAUGAAGGAAUGGAUAAGAUUUUCAAGAGUAAACUUUAUAGAAGAGUAUAAAACACAUUUAAGUUUGGGAGAAAUGGAAGCUGCUACUUUGAUUUGGACUAGACAUCUUCCAGACAUAAUGGUAUACAUAUCUGAAGAAACUGUACGAGAUAUACUUACAACUCUCCCUGAAAGAAUAUCUCCAUCCAAUCUUUGGCCAUGGUUAUCACAUUUCAUACCCACUUUACUGUCUAUUAUUCCCGGAGCUACGCGUGAAAUUAUUCUUUGGGGAUGUAAAAAAAUUAAGUCGUUCGAGCAAUCGCAUCGCAGUGCGUGGCCUCAGAUUGGAAUUGACUUUGCUGAAAAAUUUAUAAAAUUAUUCAGAUACAAAGAAAAUCGUCAACUUUUUGAUAUUCAUCGUGAAUGCCUAAGCAAAGACUCGAAUGUGAAACAACUUGUUCUUUUGAUACAAGCCAUGUCUGAUAUUAAAAAGUUGAAAGUUAAUUAUAGAUUAGCAAUAUCUCUUGAUGCGUACAUAGGAGAUCCUGUUAAAGUAUCAUACAUGUUACUGGAUAAGAUAUAUGUGGAUAUCAUCCCAGACUUUGUGAAUACAUUUUUGAAACAGUACAUGCUAAACAACUCUUUAGACAAUGAUUAUAUUUUCUCUUCGUACAUACAGAAAAUUAUAACAAAUUCUAAAAAUUGGUGGUCUGGUGAAGAAGCUCCAUGGGAGAAACGUGUUGUUGUUGUAAUUAGUUUAAUUCAAAACGUAGAGACCAGAUUACAGCAAACGUUAGAAAUCUUGAGAAAAGCUUCAGUUCCUUGGAGUUCAAGUAUGGUGAAUAUAGCAGAAAUAAGUAGUAACUUGGACCAUACUUUAGCAUCUCAAGUCAGGAUAGAAUUCAACUCUGUCCCAAUAAAGCUUAUAUUAAAAAAGUACGGCUACGAACGUAUUGGUAUAAACGAUAAAUUAAUUUACCGUAUAAUAAAAGAAAAUCAUGAAAGCAUGAUCUCACAUAUUCAACAAAUAACUAAAAAUGACCCGUUAUUACGAAAAAAGGCAUUCUCAUCUUGUAUAAAUUACUACUUAUCCAAGGGGGAUAUUGGAAAAGCAAUGGAAAUAUUGAAUUCUUUGGAGACUGAUAUUUUAUUAUAUUGUUGCGUACAAAUUGUUAAUUACGUGACGGCUAGUUUAACGUUAAAGGCAUUACCAAAAUGUGUUGAACAUUAUGUCGAAAUGUUGGGUUGGGUGAAGUUACAAUUGGAAGAAAUUUCACAAAAACUUAAAGCUCAGUCACAUUUCUGCAACAGUGUUAUUAUUAAUAUAGACGAAAUAAAAGCGAUAUAUAUCUUGAAAAAAGAAUUCCAGAUAAGUGUUACAAUGAAAGAAUAUCAAUUAAAAAAAAAGCAAAUUUUACAGACUUACAUCGAGAAAUUGCACAAUGGGGUUGUAGAGAAGAAUGGUAACUUCGUUAUUAUGUACAGACAAAUAAUGAAAGUGGCAGACUUACUUGAAAUACAAAGACUUGAUGCUGUUUCUUUGUUAUUAGAGCAGACAAAGAAUAUAGAUGUAUUUAAAUAUUUUACUAGGUUUGAAGAAGGACAAGUAAGUUUAACACCAGACGAAUGUGCAUACAUGUACCGAAUAUGUUUAACAAUGUUACAAUAUACUGAAAUGGAUGAAGAUAUUGCAACCACUAUACACAAUUUAUGUACUACCGCAUUAUGUGUUUGUGCAGAUGGUAAAUUGCAACCCAUGUUAUUAUUAGUUGCCUGUGUACGCUUGUAUCAGGAAUGUUUUAAUAAAAAUACUGCGUAUAGUUCAAAUUCGUUAGAUUCAAAGCAAGAAGAAAUUUCAAAAACGAACUGGCAAUUAUAUACAAUAUAUAACGAUUUAGCGAUCGCUGCAGAUGAACUUUUGCUACCAUUAUUUAAAGAUAUGAUCUUUGUGCAGCAAUACUAUACAGCUAAACCGGAAUCUGACACAGAAAAUCUGAUAAUAAAUGAAACUGUUGAAAAUUUCAAUCAAGAACCACUGAAAAAUUUCCUAGAUAAAAUAAGAAAAUUGAAAGUGGAACAUAAUGAUUAUUGCCUGUUGCGGAUUAUCAAGACUUUGUACUUCAAUUUUUGCAUUGUGUCAGACACAAAUUCUGCUUUAAUAACAGAAAUUAAAACACUGUAUGAUCAAUUUUUAAUAAUAUUAUUAAAAAAAGUAAUAAGUACUCGAGCAUUUGAUCUUCCACUUGGUUUAUCUUGUAUGUUUACGCUAUCCAAAUUAGAGGCAUACAAAUGGAUCUCUGCUACCUCUAAGGCGUAUCAAUCAAAUUGCACUCGACACUUCAGACUAUCAAUACUUGGAUAUGAAUAUUUUAAUUUGAGUAAAAAUCAGUCACUUAUGCAGACUUAUAAGGAUAACAAAAUGUUGCACUAUUGGGCACAGAAGUUAUCAAAAUAUUCUAUUUCAUACAAAGAAAUUUUAACCAGUGAUGCUAUAGCUAAGAGGGAAAUACUGCAACGCGUUAUGAAUUAUAGUAACGAUGAUAUGACUUCCUUAUUUCAAGAUUUUUGUACUAACUUCAGCUUCGACAUUCAAGACUGUUUAUUAAUUUAUUUACAAACAAUAGUAAUGUCAUGGAAUCCAAAAUUAAAUACAUCCAAUAUUAAUGGAAAGAAGGAAUUACGCAUUGAUGAGAGUGAAGUGAAAGGGCUUGAAAAUAAGUGCACUGCCAUAGCUGCAAAAAUUUCAGACAAAGUUGCUUUAAAGAACUGUGUUACUACUACUUUGUCACAAGUCAAUUUUUAUCAUUAUGAAGUAUUUAUAAUCCUUAUGGACCUUAUAGAAGACACAAAUAUUCAACAUAGAAAUUACUUUUGUUUCUUACAAAAUUAUACACGAAACAGCCAACCUACACAGAUAGAACGUGACGAGUGGAUGCAUCUAAAUCCAGGAUAUACAUGUCUACCACCUAUAGCAGAAUGGCGAUUGCCUUUUUUACCUAAAGUUGAAUUAUGGACACUUAUAACUCCAGAAUUAAACUUAAAAAGCUUGGAGAUGUGGUUAGACAUAGCGCCUAUUCUUAAAUUGCAACCGCACAUCAUAUGUACGUUAGCUAUUAAAGGAGAGAUUACACGUACUUGGGGGACUAAACAGAAAACUGGCAAAUGGAGUCUGUGUUCAAAAAACAGCAGUUUGUUAAACGACAUAAAAAAGUGCAUAGAACGAAUGACGGGACCGAAAGCAUUAUAUUAUGGCACAGCAGCAUUAUAUUAUGUUGUGAAUCAUACUCCUCCAGGUGCUGACCAAGUAGCAGCAGUUGAAGAAUGUUACAAAUAUGCCCAGCUAUCGGUUCAGAACUCUACUAAAUUUGAAGAAGGAAUGCUUGAGAAAAUAAAAUUCAAAUAUUUACACUUUACAUCGGAACAUAUCUUACGUACUCACGGCUUAGGAAACUCGAACUACCUAUCGUUGAUCGGAAAUCCACAUAAGUUAGUUCGUGAAUUAUACAAAGACGAAAGUAUAUCGCAAAGAUAUCGUUGCGUAAUUGAUCACAGACCUGACAUAAAUUCUGCAGUUAAUGCUAUCUGUGAAUUGUUUUCCAUCAAUAUGAUAAAACUGCGGAUGGAGUUGUUACAAGAGUGGUUGCAACCAGAUACUAAAUAUAUAAAAUUUAAUCAAAGUGUAAUGGAUACAUUUUCAAUAACAAAUUCUGAAUCAAAUUCAAAUUCUGAUGACAACUUAUUAAGGGCAUGUUAUAUUCUUGAAUAUGGAGAUCUCGAAUUGUCAGCUAACUUCCUAAUAAAUAUAGGCUUUGGUGAUGGUAACGAAGAUUAUAGUCCUGAAGCUCGUUACAGAGCUCUUCAUGUAUUACAGACCAUAGUCGAUACUGCCAAAUUAGAAGAUCUGACUAAACGUGAUAUUCAAACAAUUAGAAAUCACAUGAAGUCUCUGAAGUAUAUAGGUAAACUAGAAUCGUUGGGAGUUGAUUAUAGCACAAAUACGUUUGAAGCGUGUUCUAAACAUGAACUGGUACAAAUAUUAUGGAAAACCCAAAGAUAUUCUUCACAAGCACUUGUUUUUAUUGCGCAAAUAUGUAUAGAUUUUGAAAUAUACGAAUAUACCUUGUGGGAUAAUAAUUUAACUCAAAUAGCUAAAUUAUUAAUGAUUGAUGAACUGAAAAAGAUUUUGUUACAAGUGCGAAAUAGAAGCGUGAUUAUAAAUUGUAAUGGAUACCUGUUAGGAUGGCAAGCAGUGAUUUCAGAACCAUUCAGAAAAAUGGAUCACAAUCCAACUUCUGAACAAAUAAACAAUUGCCUCGAAACGUUACAACUAUUAUAUUCAUGUCCUGUUGUGCAUAUGUUGUGCUUUAAUGACACUAUAAAAUAUUGUUUUCAGUGCCAACAACCGCAUUUAGCUGCUGCACUUUUACCCUUUCUAAACGGUAAUGAUAAAAACGAUGUUUUAGAGAAAAUUAAGAACACGUCAAAUGUUCCGAAAAUCCUAGAAGAUUUAAAUAACUUGUCCUUAAAUGGAAUACUCUGCGUGCCCUAUUGUAAUAAGAUGAUACAAAAUGUACUACUAAAAAAUGAAAUUCCAUGA
Molecule: messenger RNA, 6132 nt
Organism: Dufourea novaeangliae
Lineage: Eukaryota; Metazoa; Arthropoda; Insecta; Hymenoptera; Halictidae
Gene: rod
Product: kinetochore-associated protein 1
Exons: 32
Coding region: 1-6132 (2043 amino acids)
Biological process (GO): protein localization to kinetochore involved in kinetochore assembly; mitotic sister chromatid segregation; mitotic spindle assembly checkpoint signaling
Cellular component (GO): RZZ complex; kinetochore microtubule; cytoplasm
Molecular function (GO): small GTPase binding
Source: RefSeq, a predicted model, not a curated record